Cotesia congregata is the source of this 645-nucleotide messenger RNA. Lineage: Eukaryota; Metazoa; Arthropoda; Insecta; Hymenoptera; Braconidae. The record is from the annotation of a GenBank genome assembly.
UUACUUUUGAUGGCUAAAAAAAUAUCCUAUUUUGAUCAUAAUAGUGUCGGGUUUAAAGUUUUUGAGUGCUAUGAUCUGGAUAAUUAUGACCAGACACCAAAAAGCUCGCGGGUCCAGAAGAAAUUGUUUGCUGACUCCAAUGAUACGGUCUUGCAAGAAGUAUCCUGGAGUGAAGCGCGUUUUACAAACCGUACGUUUCAUAUAAAUAUUGAUGUCAAUAGUACUAAAACCCCUCCGAUGAUUAAGACGCCUUUUCAGCCGUUGGCUCCGACAAAACCGCGGCGAUUCACUGAUAAGACAGAGUUGAAGCCCAAAAAAUUGGUCUUCAAAGAUGUCGAAGAAUCUGAGUCAGACAUGGUAGACCUGUCCGUGAUUUAUGAGGCUAAAACUGGCGAAACAGUUCUUCAUGACCGGCAAUCAUCUUCUUUGAAACAACCAACAGCAGCAAUUAAUAAAAAUGAUUUGCGCAUUAAAGUUAAUCGGAGGAAUAUAAAUGACAACAAGGAAAACAAUAUGCAAUACCAUUACGCUUAUUUUGACGACAAAGAUUUAAGUGGAAACAAUAAAUGUGCAGUUAAAAAAGGAGCCUUGACCCAGAAGAAAAAUUCAAAUAAGCCUGGAGUCAUAAAGCAUUUGAGAGUAUAA